AUGGACCACACACCAAUAGCUGAGACGCCUCCGUCGCCCUCCGUACCCUCAGGUAGUAAGACGCCUCGGAAAGUUCAAUGGUUAGAUGAACGAGAGACGCGCCUGCUCGACGAACAGGGUUUGAAUCCUGAAGCCUUUGAAACCCUCGCUGCUGCUUUGGAAAGACAUCGUUCGACAUCUCAAGUUGGAAGUCUACAUGAGGCGACAACUUCGGCUCACCAAAAUAAUAUUUCGGUGUCCGCUGGGGCCACACCUCCCGAAUUCUCUGAAAGCAAUGCUUCCUGCCCCCCUUCUCCUCCCAAAGCAAACGUUCCGGAUAAUUACAUCGACCCCAGCGAGUCUGCGGGCGUCCCUCUCCGAGAUAAUCCGACUUCUCAUGCUGAAAAGCAGGCCAAACAGGUCGUUCGCGCGCACACGCGUAAACGUUACUUCGCAGGUCUUCGUCGAAAAGCUCAACCUUCUAUUCAUGGAAAGUUCGACGUUGAUGAUGGCAUUAAGAAGAGGGACUGUGGCACCCAAUCGAUAGCAUCAAGGACGUUGAGAAAUUGGGAGAGCAUGAAUCCCGAAGACCCAUGGGUGGAGCAGUUCCCCUCUGGAGCAUCGACACCGAGUCGGAGAAGCUCGAUCAGCGAGGACGGUGAAGAUCGGGAUGAAAGCUGGAGAGCCCCUCGAAAUCGACGAGAAAGAGCGAGCAGAGGCAACGAUGCAAAUACCGCACCUCCGUCUCCUUUGGUUCGUGAAAUCAAUCUAGACAAUCCAGAAGUCACGCCGCAAAGGCCAAAAUACCACCUACCCAGGCAUUCUCUAGAUAGUCAUAUGUUCAGGCGAUCAGUCCCAGUACCUCGGGACACCGAACUCCCUCACGGCAUACGUACCAGUGACCUGACCCAAAACACCUCUUCUUCUUCAACGGAGUCGGCUACAUCUCGGGCGAAAUGGGGACAGAAACUACGCGAUUUACCCUUCGCUCCGUCCGUACUCAGCCUCUCGCACGGCGGCUGGAGCGGGCGAUCGACACCAACCACGGAUGACGAAGAAUGGAGAGAGAACGAGAAACGUGAAAGGCGAAGAAAAAGAAAAACGAAGGAGAUACGGAUCACACGUCAUGUCGCCGAGAUUAUCAAGCGGCAAGAAUUCAUUCUGAAACUGGCACGCGCUAUGAUGAUGUUUGGUGGGCCCUCGAAUCGCUUGCAAGCUCAGAUCCAAUCGACGGCUCGCGUGUUGGAUAUCCCUCUCAGUUGCAUGUACUUGCCAGACGUUAUACUCAUCAGUUUCGACGAUAACAUCACUGUGACGAGUAAUGUCAAGUUGAUUCGCCAGUCAAGUGCCCUUGAUCUUGGAAAGCUCAAAGCUGCGUAUCGAUUAUACUGGAAGGUGAUUCACGAUGAUCUAUCGGUCGAAGAGGCGUCACCGCAGCUUGACGAGCUGAUGUGCGGUCCACCGACAUAUAGAGCGUGGCAAUCGAUACUCAUCGGCGGCAUGUGUUCAUCUGCCAUUUGUACCGUGGGCUUCAAUGGUAGCUUCAUUGAUGCCUUGGUAGUAUACCCAUUGGGGGCUCUUCUAGUCGCAAUUCAACUACUCAGCGUUCGGAACGAGCUAUACUCCAAUGUCUUCGAGAUUACCAUUGCGACUCUGUUGAGCUUUCUGUCUGCCGCUCUCGCUGAAACCCAUAGGUUCUGCUACUCAGCGGUGGCAUCCGCGUCUGUCGUCCUCAUUCUCCCUGGUUUCAUCGUUCUCUCCGGGGCCCUCGAACUCAUGUCCCGCAACAUCGUCGCUGGAUCUGUUCGGCUAUGCUAUGCGGUCAUGUAUUCUUUGUUCCUAGGCUUUGGCCUUGCUAUUGGGGCAGAGGCAUACCAGACGAUCACGGACAAUCGCAUUGUGGGUGCAGAAGACUAUACGUGCGUUCAAAGUCACGAUCCGGAGGGCAUGUGGUAUCAGCAGACUCCGAGUAUCUACUGGGCAUUUCUCAGCGUGCCAUUGUAUUCGUUCUGUCUCAGCAUGAGGGUACAAAUGCCAUGGAAAUGCAAAGAAAUGAUUCUGCUCGUUCUAAUUUCAUGCAUCGGCUGGGUUACCAACCAUUUCACUGCUCAAAAGUUCCGGAACCAAAAUGAUAUUAGCGCUGCUUUUGGCGCCUUCGCCGUGGGUGUCGUUUCUAACGUUUAUGGUCGCUUCUUCUCCGGGAAUGCUUUCGUGGUCAUGAUAACUGGCAUAUUGUUCCAACUUCCAUCAGGCCUAGGUUAUGGGGGUCUCCUUACAUUUGCCUCGCAGCAGUCCUCCGGCUUCUCGUCAUCUUAUGUCUCUGGGUUCCAAACAGCCUUACAGCUUAUCUCUGUGGGGAUAGGCUUGUCCGUUGGACUAGGUAUUUCUUUGGUCGUGGUACACCCAAUUCAGUCACGUCGCAGGGCUGGCGGCGUCUUCAGUUUAUAA
Messenger RNA from Pleurotus ostreatus (oyster mushroom), 2427 nucleotides. RefSeq lists its product as uncharacterized. Bases 1 to 2427 code for a protein of 808 amino acids. The record is from RefSeq and is a predicted model, not a curated record. The transcript is spliced from 11 exons. Gene Ontology annotation, molecular function: transmembrane transporter activity. Gene Ontology annotation, biological process: transmembrane transport. Lineage: Eukaryota; Fungi; Basidiomycota; Agaricomycetes; Agaricales; Pleurotaceae.